AUGGACGCGAAGCCCGGCAAGCCAGCCGAGGGUCGGAAGAAGGAUGUCGAGGUCAAGGAAGUCGAGGUCAACGUCACGGUCGCUUCAGCCACCGUCGUCACCGCGCAGCCUUGCGAGCCUGUCCCCGACCCGGACGAGGACGACCUCGACGAUCUGGAUGGCAAGACGCCCGGCCCGGGGCCCAACAAGGUCCCAACCCUAGACGCGGAAAAGGCAUCCAAGGCCACCGAGUCGGCCGAAACGAAAGCAGCAGGCUCCGAUGCCAAGCCCCCAACGACCGGCCCCGAGGCCAAAGCGACGGUCGAGGAUGAGCUUUCGGAGGAGGAGUUUGCGAAGCAGCUCCAGGCCGGCAUGGCUGAUCUGCUCGGCGAGUUGGAGAAAUCGCCCGAGAUGCAGGGGCAGUUUGAGGAAAUGUUCAAGCAGAUGGCCGCCGCCACCAACGUGACGGAUGCCGGCGACGGCGCCGACGGCAGCGGCACCGCCAAGGCACCACCGGCAGAGGCCGCGUCGGAGCCCUCGUUCCAGGAGACGAUCCGGCGCACCAUGGAGCGCAUGCAGAACUCGGGCGAGCAGGCCACGGCCGCGGCCACGUCGGGGGCCGAGGACGACUUCAUGGCCGACAUGCUGAAGCAUCUCUCGUCGGGCGACUUUGGCGGCGAAGGCGGCGAGGAGGACUUUUCCAAGAUGCUCAUGGGCAUGAUGGAACAGCUCACCAACAAGGAUAUUCUGUACGAGCCGAUGAAGGAGCUCGACGACAAGUUUCCCGGCUGGUUCGAGAGGAACAAGGAGACGACGUCGGCCGAGGACAUGAAACGGUACGAGGAGCAGAGGGUCCUCGUCCGAGAAAUCGUCGUCAAGUUCGAGGACGGCGCCUACUCGGACGGCAACUCGGCCGAUCGCGAGUACAUCGUGGAGAGGAUGCAAAAGAUGCAAGCGGCCGGAUCGCCACCGGCCGACUUGGUCGGAGACAUGGCAUCGGCGCAGGAUGCCUUCAACGGGGACGACCAGUGCAAUCCGCAGUAA
This is a messenger RNA of Drechmeria coniospora, 1023 nucleotides long. Its product is annotated as peroxin. The record is from RefSeq and is a predicted model, not a curated record. The coding region runs from base 1 to 1023 and encodes 340 amino acids. Gene Ontology annotation, biological process: protein import into peroxisome membrane. The transcript is spliced from 4 exons. Gene Ontology annotation, cellular component: peroxisome; peroxisomal membrane. Lineage: Eukaryota; Fungi; Ascomycota; Sordariomycetes; Hypocreales; Ophiocordycipitaceae.